Molecule: messenger RNA, 1413 nt
Organism: Aspergillus campestris IBT 28561
Lineage: Eukaryota; Fungi; Ascomycota; Eurotiomycetes; Eurotiales; Aspergillaceae
Exons: 3
Coding region: 1-1413 (470 amino acids)
Biological process (GO): transmembrane transport
Molecular function (GO): transmembrane transporter activity
Source: RefSeq, a predicted model, not a curated record
AUGGCCCCUCUCCCCGCACUCUUCUCUUCACAGAGCAGGCUGGCCCGCGUCCCUGCCUAUAUAUACGCCAGAUAUCUCCGCCACGCGAGCGCCACCAGACGGAAGAAUCCUAGCAAGGGAGACAUGGGGCUCGAGAUCCUCCACCUCGGCAGCGGGGGCAGCAGCAGAAGCAGAAACAGCUGUGGUGCCCACGACGACAAGAAGCCGGUUUCGCAGCACACAUACCGCGAGGAAAUCGAUGACGAUGCAGAGUCGGCGGUCGAUGUCUGCGUGUCUCCGGCUGUCGCUGGAUACCGUACGCCUGACGUGAAGGAGUAUCUGGUUUUGACGUGCGUGUUGGCCGCGGCCAUGAUGGAUGGGUAUAACUCCACCGUUGCUAUUCCUUUGAUUCCAACCCUCUCAACCCUCCUCACCACCCCCCUCGACAACGCCCUCUGGCUAAGCACAUCCUACCUCCUCGCCAACGCAUCCAUCCAGCCCCUAUGCGCCCUCCUCUCCCGAACCUCAACCCCAACACCGUCCGGAAUUCCGCUCCUAACAGCCCUCACAACUUCCACAGUCGGCACCGGUAUCUGCGCCGGCUCCAGCAACCUCCCUACGCUCAUCACAGGCCGCAUCAUCCAGGGCCUCGGCAGCGGCGCCGCAACGGCGCUCUCGCUGCAGCUGGUUGAGCGUGCGAUCUCGCCGCCGUAUCGCGCGCGUUUCGCGGGAAGCAACCAGCUCUCAACCCACAUCCACCUCCUCUCCCUCUACCUAGGCCUCAUCCGCACUCUAACCCCCACGCAAACAGGCCUCAGCCUAGCAGCCCUCACCGUCUCUCUAACCCUCCCCUUCUACGUCGACGCGCCCCAAAAACACGCCCAUUUUGCCCUCUGGGCCGUCCGACUCGGCUGGGCACUCAACGUGCUCCUGACGGGGUGUUUCGCGCUGCUCGACGAAGAGACCCCCACAGCGGGGUGGGUGUUUGCGCUACUCGGAGCGGGACUGAGCCAUGUUGUGCUUGCGAGAGGGACGCAUUUGCUUUUGUUAUCGUCUUCGUCCUCCUCUUCCUCCUCCUCCUCCUCCUCCUCCUCUUCCUCUUCUUCCUCUUCUUCCUCUGCUACUAGUAGUAAUACUACCUCUGCAGCAGGAGUACGAGCCAUCGCAACACACAGUCUGCUCUUCACAUGGGGCGCAUGCAUCGCUCUCCCAGUUUGCUACGCGAUUCUUGUUCGGCUGGUUUGGGCUGGAGGUUGGGACGGAGAGGUCGAUGUGGAAGGGCCGGAAGGAGUGACUAGCGUGUUGGGGAUGAUGUUCCGGUCGAGGGAGGGUGAAGUCCUACUGCAGCAUGUUGUGGAGGGGUUGGGAGAUUUGUGGAAGUUGUGGAUGGGGGUUGGGGGGUUGGGGGUUGUGAGUUCGUUGUUUGUGAGGUGA